AUGACUCAAGGGCCAAAACCUCAAGGGAAAACUGUGGAUGUUAACCUCGUGCCACAAGAUCAGUGUGUGAGGACCCUCCAGUUGUCACCAGGACCAGAGCUACAAAAGGGGGGCGACUCUGCCUCAUCUUCAGCAGCACAGCCUCAGUGUGUGGAAGCUGUGCCCUUGCACCAUGGACCACAGCUUGAAAACGCAAAAUCUGUCCUCCAAGAUAAGACACCUAUGCAGAAUCUUGGGUUACAGCCUCAAAGUGUCGCUUCCGAAGAGUUAAAACCCUUGGCACAAGAAAGGGACGUGAAGACAUCUGAGGAGUCGACGACCAGGCCCAAAACGGAACCUUUCCGGUCAGCUCAGGAAUGCUUGUCUCCUGGGCUCAAAACAAUUGAUUUGAAAUCUGAGUUACCGUUUAGAAAUGUGAAAGCAUGUGACCCCAUCUUAAGGUCAAUGAUCAGUAAUGUAAAACCAGUGACAUUCAAGCCCAGGCUCCAUAUGGAAGACGGGAGCUCUCCUGAAUUGACCCCUGGGAUACAGUCACAAGAAGCGAAACCCUUAAAGUCAUCCCCGGAAACACAGCCUCAAGACCUGACAUCUUCAGUGUUCAAACAAGAGUCGCAGUCUUCAGAAGUGAAAUCUGGAGUAUCAGGCCAAGGGCCGCAGUCACAAAACAAUAAAAACAUAGUUUUGAAGAGUGAGAAAUCCUCUGGGUUGGCACUCCAGACGAAGCCUCAAGGUUUGAAAUCUGAGCCCCAGGGGCAAAGUGCAAAAUGUUCCGACUUGACCCCUGAGACAAAGUCCCAAAAUACACAAUUUAAGUUCAGCGCCGGCUCGCCGUUGAAAAGUAAGCCAUUUACUAAUUUAAUCAUGGGGACCAAAAUUGGAAGGGUCAAGCUAGACCCUAAGCCUGGGCCACAGUCCCAAGGUAUAAAACCGGACUCAGUUCUGAAGACAAAGCCUCAAGAAAUGGAGACGGAAGACUACGGAUUGGGCCCGCAGUUACAAGAUCUGCAGUCUUUGCGGACCAUCAUGGGUGUAAAAGUCCAAGAUGUCAAAUCUAUGGCCUUCAGUCCUAGACCACGCUUAGAAAGUUUACCACCUGAAGUCAUCACAGAGAAGAACGUUCUUGGUAUGAAACCAGCAGAAAUCAAACCUAGUCCCAAAUUACAAAGUGAGAAACCUGAGAUUACCCCAAGGAAGUUGUUUUUAGGCACAAAAUCUUUAGAGUUGGAUUCAGGCCUUAAUUUGCAAGAUUUGAAAUAUCCUGAGCUGAUCAUGGGCAUGAAACUUCAAGGGGUAGACUCCAUGGAACAACACUUGACACGUAUAAAGCCUUCUGAGGUGAUCCCGGAAAUAAACUCUCAAGGUGUAACAGCAGUGGACUUCGACUCUGGACCACAGACACCAAAUAAAAAGCCUUCUGAGUUUGUUCAAGGGGAAAAGCUCCAAGAUAAGGAAUCUGUAGAGUUUAAUCAAGGUCUAAAGUUACAAAGUAUGAUUGUCGAGUCAGUACCAGAGACAAAGCCGCAAGAUGGGGAAUCUGUAAAGUUAAACUUAGGCCCUCAGAUGCCAGAUAAGAAAUAUUCUAAGUCAGUUCUGGGGACAAUGCUUCAAGAUGGAAGGUCUACAGAGGCCAAUUCUGGCCCACACUUACAGGGUGUAAAGCCUUCUGAAGGGAUUUCAGGGGACACAGUUCAGAAAGAGAAACCUGUGGGCCCUGUGUUUAAGCCGCUGGAGCAAAAUGAAGACUCUUUUAAAUGGAUUUUCUCUAAGGCACUUGAUGGGAAACCUUUGCAGUUCAAGUUACCCUCUGAGUUACAAGACAGGAAACUAUCUAAGUUAAAACCAGAUCUUCAAGAUAUGAAGCCUGAGGCAUUCAACCCUGGACUAAAGUUGGAAGAUGUGAAAGCUAAGCCCACAAACCCACAAACAACAGAGAAUGAGGAGGUCAGUUAUGAUGCAGACUUGCAUGUUGUGGGAUUCUCUGAGUUGGUACCAAUUUAUAAUGUGGUACCUUCUGGACUCAAAGCCAGAAAUCAGAAGCGAAAUGAGAAACCUCACAAAUUAAGUCAGAAGCUUCAGCUUCAAAGUGUGAAGCCGUAUAUGCCACAGGUCAAGUCAUCAGACUUAUGUACAAAGCUUCAACACCUGAGAUCAAUGGAAUUCAACCCUGGGCCACAGUUGCAAGAUGUGAAGUCCUUUGAGUUGGGCCCGGGAACAGGUACACAGCCUUUAGGGUUCAACCCUAGGCCACAGUUGCAAGAUGUGAAGUCCUUUGAGUUGGGCCCGGGAACAGGUACACAGCCUUUAGGGUUCAACCCUAGGCCACAGUUGCAAGAUGUGAAGUCCUUUGAGUUGGGCCCGGGAACAGGUACACAGCCUUUAGGGUUCAACCCUGGACCACAGUUGCAAGAUGUGAAGUCCUUUGAGUUGGGCCCGGGAACAGGUACACAGCCUUUAGGGUUCAACCCUGGACCACAGUUGCAAGAUGUGAAGUCCUUUGAGUUGGGCCGGGAACAGUACACAGCCUUUGGGUUCAACCCUAGGCCACAGUUGCAAGAUGUGAAGUCCUUUGAGUUGGGCCGGGAACAGUUGCAAGAUGUGAAGUCCUUUGAGUUGGGCCCGGGAACAGGUACACAGCCUUUAGGGUUCAACCCUGGACCACAGUUGCAAGAUGUGAAGUCCUUUGAGUUGGGCCCGGGAACAGGUACACAGCCUUUAGGGCUCAACCCUGGACCACAGUUGCAAGAUGUGAAGUCCUGUGAGUUGGGCCCGGGAACAGGUACACAGCCUUUAGGGCUCAACCCUGGACCACAGUUGCAAGAUGUGAAGUCCUUUGAGUUGGGCCCGGGAACAGAGGAGAAACCAGUGAUGGCGGCGUCACCACAGUUCACCAGGAAGCUCUUCGGACCAGCACUGACUAGCGUCAAAUUUUCAAAUUUGUCACUGAAACCACAGCAGCAAAAUAAGAAAUCUUUGGCUUUUACUUCAGAGCCAAAGUGUCAAAAUGUAAAACAUGUAAAAUUGUCAUCAGUGUCUUUGCCAGACACUGAAAAACCUGUGCAGUUACCACCAAAAUCGAUCCUUCAGAGUGUGAAACGUGGGAACCUAAUGCCCCAGACAACUGACCCAGUCACAAAGUCCUCUGAAGUCAAAUAUAGACCAAAGCGACAGGUGGUAGACUUUUCAGAGAUGAGUAUGAAGCCUAGGAGUCAAGUCCCUAAAUCGGUGAACUUUAUGUCACCACCAAUUUGUCAAGAUGUGGAGUCUUUAGAUAUGGCAAAAGGGUUGGGAUAUGAAAGCCAAGAAAUGAUGGAGAGAUCUAUGAGCUUGAGCUCCAAACCAACAGAUAAAGAUAUAGAAUCAUUAGAGAUGCCCCUGGAGAUGGAUAUUCAAGUAACAGAAUUGGUUGAUCUGACUCCAACACCAAGUGAUCAAGAUUCAGAAUGCUCAGAACCAAACCUCCAGAAAAGCCACCAGAGUCCAAAAACUCCUGAGUUACAUUCUUGGUUGUGUUCUCAAUUUCAAGGUUUCAAGAAGUUACAGACAAAAGAAAUUCCAGAAUCUGAUAAAAUGACCCUCGACUUCAAGAAUCAUGAUGCAGACACGAUAGGGUUGACUUGUGAAGCAAGGCAGCAAGGGGAAGAAUUUCCUAGAAUGUAUCCAAAGCCAGUAAACAGAGAGACUGGAUUUGUAGAAAAAUCUCCAAGGUUAUGUCUUCAAGACUUAGGACUUCUGGGGUUGGGCUCUAAGAAAAGAUCUCAAGGGGGGCAAUCUGUAGUAUCAACACCAAGGCCAGUCUGUCACACCCCAGAUUUUGCUUCAGGGAUAACACCAGGGCCAGAACCUCAUAUUCUCAAAUCUAGAAAUUUGGCCUCUAUGCCGUGGCUGCAAAAAGAAUCCCCUGAGUUGUCAUGGAAGCAAACCAGUGAAGUUGUGGGAAAUAAUGACUCUGUAGAGCUCACCUUUGGUACAUGGCAGCCAGGCGGGGUAGCAGCUAAGCUAAGAAAACUUCAGAAUCUGAGCUUGGAAAAUGCAAGCAUCACUUCGCUAGAAUCACCGGAUCAAAUGAUAAACUUUGUAGGGAUUAGUCCAAAGCCACGAGAUCAAGUGACAGAAUCUGCGAAGACACAGCUUCCAGUUCCUCAAUCAGUUGCCCUCCCAAAAGUUUCUGAAUCUGUGGAAGUGAUACCUGGACCACCACUUCAAGUUACAAAGUCUGUGAUGAUUCCAGAGACUACCUCUCAAGAGUCAAAAUACAAUGAUUUGACUCCCAGAACACACGAUGUGGUAAGUUCAGCAUUUGCUCCAAGCCUUUGGCUACAAAAUGUGCAAUCCAAGAAAUUAAUCCGAGAGCCCACACAUCAGGUUUCAGAAACGAUACGAAGACAAGGCUUUCGAGUUAUAAAGACUGUAUUAAUUCCCAAACCACUGCUUCUGGUUGUAAAAUCUGAAGAAGUGGCACCAGGACCAUGUCCUCAGGUUGUAGAACCAAUAGGACUCACCAUGAGAUCGAACAUUAAAGUAAAGGAGUGUUUAAAUUUGCCCCCAAAACCACAAGACCUGGUUAAACCUAUGGAGUUAACUUCAAGGGCAGAGAGUAAAGUGACUCCUGCAGAAUUAAUCUUUCCACAAACAUCUCUCCUUAAGGAACCUACAGUGUUAAUUCAUGAGCAAAGGCUUCAGGCUGAAAAAUCUCUAGGCCUCAAAACAGAGUCUCCUAAAGUCAUGAAAACUGAGGAUCCAAAUCAAGGAUCGGUGUGUCAGAAUAAAGACUCAAAGAUGAUCACAUCAACAACGUUACAGGCAGAGAAUUACUUAUCUAGGUUCAUACACAGCCCUUCAAUCCAAUUUCUUUCAAGCGGUGACCAAACAACUGAAUUAGAGCACUUUCAGGGUUCUGGGGUGCCAGAAGUUCCCAGAGCUUUUAGUAUGAAAAAUCUUGGUGUUGGUAUUUUGCAGUCUUCAAAGUCCUAUGCAGACACUAUUAUGAUAAAAUCUUCAGUUCUUCCCUUGGUCCUUCAAAAUUUACCUUCUGAUAAGACAGGGGACACUGAGGGAACCUCAUAUCCUGAGAUCUGGAGCAUGAAUAUCUUAUCUAAGGAAGAAGCUGAAAAGGAGAAAAUGGAAGAAUUCCAGAGGUAUUCUUCAUAUUCAUUGAGAUUACUAUCAGAGGAGUUCCAGGCAGGAUUAGGGGCUCGAAGAAGCUCUAUCCGUUCUUUUCUGGGCAUACAACAGAAUGUCUGGGAAAGUCAUGUCAGUAGGCAGAGACUACCUAGGAGAUAUCUUUCCAGUAUGCUAAUGCUGGGGAAUGUCCUGGGAACCACUAUGGAAAGGAAGCCGUGUUCUCAAUCAUUUUUAACAGAAGGAUCCACUAUGGACAUCUGUCAGUCGAUUCAGAAUUUAUUUGGGGUUCCAGCUGAACUGAUGGAAUUUUCUCAAAGCCUGUUAGAGAGGGGUCCGAGGACCAUUUCUCAGGCUUCAGUGGUUAAAAACUAUAUUCAGAGACAUAUUUUAUGUCACAGUAAUGAGAAGAAAAUGCCUUUAAAGAUGUGGACGCGUGGCUCCACAUCUUCCAUAAUACAGCAGUACUCUGGUACUCGAGUAGGAGUCAAGAAAACAAGCUCAAAGCUCAGUGAUAUACUCCAGGAAGUCACUGAGCAUGUGUCUGUCUCAUGCACCAGGGCCCCGUUUCCUGCCUUGAUGAAAUCAGAGUCUACUCUUGAGAUAGUCUACACGAGGGAAGAUUCUGUUUCCAUGGAGCAGAGUAAAAUACCACCAUGCGUUUCACCGACUAGGACUUUUGCGUCUCAGCAUUCCCUGAAGACAAGUUCUCUCUCUCAGUCCAAAACCGAUAUCUCAGAACAACUCCAAUUGCUAAAAGAUCUACAGCUAAAAAUCGCAGGAAAACUCCUAAGGAGUCAAAUACCCCACAAUGUCCCUCCACCUCUAGCGACAGGUCUUGUCCUAAAAUAUCCCAUCUGCUUACAGUGUGGCCGGUGUUCAGGAUUUAAUUGCUGUCAUAAGUUACAGUCUGCCUACGGGCCGUACCUCCUUAUCUAUCCACAGCUCCACCUUUUAAGCACCCCUGAAGGCCAUGGUGAGAUUCGGUUGCAUCUUGGAUUUAGAUUACGAACUGGGAAAAGACCUCAAGUCUCAAAGUACCACGGAAAAAACCGAGCGGAUGCUCGGAAGAGUGCCGCAUCACCAUCACGGAGGAAAGCUAGAUUCUCUACAACGCCUUCCAAGAGUCCUACUCCUAGGGGAACGUUCCAGUCCGGAUCUUCCCCGUCUCCUGCUUCUGUACAAUUCCACACUCAACAAAAGCAAUGGUAUAGCCCUGGUGUGGUAGGAAAGGCAACAGCCAAAGACUAUGAAUUCUGUCAGGUUCACUCCGUAUCAGAGAGUGAGUAUGAAAGCAAUCAGGAUGAAAAAUGGAUUAAGUCAAGCCUUAGAAAGGCCUCUGUCUUAACAUAUCCAGUGAAGAAAAUCACCAAGGGACCUAAAAUGCAAAACACAAGGCUCUACAAAAUCAGUACAAAAGAGGCCCAUUCUAGAACCCUGAAGGGUGUGACAAGAAACAGAAUUGGAACCACUCAAACAAACUCUGUUUCUACCAAGAGACAACCUAAGAAAUCCUCCCAGCCCAAAUUCAUCCAACUGCUCUUUCACGGCCUGAGGCAGGCAUUCCAAGCGGCACACAGAAUUGUGACUUUUACUGGACAGAAACUUGAGUAUAAGAUGAGGCCAGACAAUUUGUGGUCAGUCAAAAACUUGCACCCCAAACAAAGAGCCAAGGAUUAUAACUUAAUGGGAGAUAGCAAAGGAACCAGGACACCAGUUGUCAGGCACAGGUCAACAAGCGCAACCCCUAAGCAAAAGGACAAGUUGCAGGGAGCAAGUGAGCGCUAUAGACAAGCUCAACAGCCCAAACAAGUGAGCCCUCUCAUACCCAAACCCUCGCAAUUGCCGCAGACCAUGGUUUGUGAAAAAGAUGUCUUUAACCAAGCUACUUCAGUCCCAGAACCUGUGAAGAGAAUUCAAAAUGUCUAUAUUAUAGCAAAGAAAACCUGUAGUGAUGAAAUAUCCACUCCAGUUUCUAAAGUAGGAGCCAAAUUUCAGGUCCAAGAGAGGAUUGUAUCUAACCACCUCUUGAAGGGAACCCUGCAGAGUCACUUUGAAAAGAAACCCAUAAACAAGGAAGAACAACAAGGCUUGUUCGGGGAGAAAACCCUAUGUAAUAAGCCAUCUGAAAGGACCCAUAGCAGGCUUCCUCAGAGAACUCAUCGACGAAGUCUCUCUGAGAGGAGACAUCAUAGUCGUCCUCAGAGAAGGCAUAGCAGUCCCUCUGACAGAACCCUUAGAAGUCUUUCUGAGAGGAGUCAUCGCAGCCCCUCCCAGAGAAAUAGUCUUAGUUCCUCUGUAAGAACCUAUCACAGUCUUUCUGACAGGAGCCAUCACAGUCUCUUUAAGGGGAGAGGUCACAGUCCCUCAAGGAGGAACCGUCGCAGUCCCUCAAGGAGAAGCCCUCGAAAUUCCUUAAGAAGGAGCCCUCACAGUCCCUCAAGAAGACGUCCUCACAGUCCCUCAAGGAGGCAAUCUCGAAAUCUUUCCGGGAGUAGCCAUCACAGUCCCUCAUGGAGUAGCCUUCGAAGUCCUUCAGGGAGACCUCGCAGUCCCUCAAGAAGUCCUCGCAGUCCCUCAAGGAGAAGUCCUCGCAGUCCCUCAAGAAGUCCUCGAAGUCCCUCAAGAAGUCCUAGCAGUCCCUUAAGGAGGAGCCCUUACAGGCGCUCAGGGAGGAGCCCUCACAGGCGCUUAGGGAGGAGCCCUCACAGGCGCUCAGGGAGGAGUCCUCACAGUCUGUCAGGGAGGAGCCCUCACAGGCGCUCAGGGAGGAGUCCUCACAGUCUCUCAGGGAGGAGCCCUCGCAGGCGCUCAGGGAGGAGUCCUCGUAGACCUCUAGAGAGAAGAAGACACAGUCCCUCUGUGAAGAAGAGUCUACACAGUCUGUCUGAGGGGAGCCAACAGAGUCCCUCUUCUCUGAGAUGCCCCAGUCCUUUGCAGAGGUCACUGGGCAGUCAUUCAGAAAAGAGCCCUGCCCCCUCGGAAGCAGCUAGGCGGAAGUAG
Messenger RNA from Rattus rattus (black rat), 8121 nucleotides. It is a transcript of the gene Spata31h1, whose product is annotated as chromosome 7 C2orf16 homolog. Lineage: Eukaryota; Metazoa; Chordata; Mammalia; Rodentia; Muridae. The transcript is spliced from 4 exons. The record is from RefSeq and is a predicted model, not a curated record. The coding region runs from base 1 to 8121 and encodes 2706 amino acids.